GAGAGGCGGGGCGCGCGCCGCGGCAGAAGGAGCGAAGCUCUGGCCCGGCGCGGAGUGGGCGCACUACGGGGACGCUGGGCCGGGCACCGGGCUGUGUGGAAAAGCGAGCGCGCUCGCCUGACCCGUCGCCGCCACCCCGAGCCACAAGGGUCGAGUUCCUGAGGCCCGCGCCGAGGCCCCCGUCCUCCGCCCGGCGGCGCCGUCUUGCAUUCAGCCAGCUGGCCGCUGCCGACCCUCCCGAGCCCCCGCCCUGCCGCCCCUUCUCCCCCGCCCAGCGGCCGGGUCUGUGGUGGAAGCAGCCAGAGCAAGACCACUCAAGGUGAAGGAUAACCUACAGAAUACCAGCACUCUGAAUGAGAAUUUGUUUCUCUGCCACAAACUGAACACUUGUGUGUGUGUGUGUGUGUAGGGGGGAGUUGAAACACAGAGCUCACUUUGUGGCAUAGCAGCUAUGCAGCUUGAAAUCCAAGUAGCACUAAAUUUUAUUAUCUCGUAUUUGUACAAUAAGCUUCCCAGGAGACGUGUCAACAUUUUUGGCGAAGAGCUUGAAAGACUUCUUAAGAAGAAAUACGAAGGGCACUGGUAUCCUGAAAAGCCAUACAAAGGAUCAGGGUUUAGAUGUAUACACAUAGGGGAGAAAGUGGACCCAGUGAUUGAACAAGCAUCCAAAGAGAGUGGUUUGGACAUUGAUGAUGUUCGUGGCAAUCUGCCACAGGAUCUUAGUGUUUGGAUCGACCCGUUUGAGGUUUCCUACCAAAUUGGUGAAAAGGGACCAGUGAAGGUGCUUUAUGUGGAUGAUAAUAAUGAAAAUGGAUGUGAGUUGGAUAAGGAGAUCAAAAACAGCUUUAACCCAGAGGCCCAGGUUUUUAUGCCCAUCAGUGACCCAGCCUCAUCAGUGUCCAGCUCUCCGUCGCCUCCCUUUGGUCACUCUGCUGCUGUAAGCCCUACCUUCAUGCCCCGGUCCACUCAGCCUUUAACCUUCACCACUGCCACUUUUGCUGCCACCAAGUUCGGCUCUACCAAAAUGAAGAAUAGCGGCCGCAGCAACAAGGUUGCACGUACUUCUCCUAUCAACCUCGGCUUGAAUGUGAACGACCUCUUGAAGCAGAAAGCCGUCUCUUCUUCAAUGCACUCUCUGUACGGGCUUGGCCUGGGUAGCCAACAGCAGCCGCAGCAACAACAGCAGCCAUCCCAGCCACCGCCGCCCCCGCCGCCGCCGCAGCAGCAGCAACAGCAGAAAGCCUCUGCUCUCUCUCCUAAUGCCAAGGAAUUUAUUUUUCCUAACAUGCAGGGUCAAGGUAGUAGUACCAAUGGAAUGUUCCCAGGUGACAGCCCCCUUAACCUCAGUCCUCUCCAGUACAGUAAUGCCUUUGAUGUGUUUGCGGCCUACGGAGGCCUCAACGAGAAGUCUUUUGUCGACGGCUUGAAUUUUAGCCUAAAUAACAUGCAGUAUUCUAACCAGCAAUUCCAGCCUGUCAUGGCUAACUAGAAAAAGAAAAAUGUAUCUUACGAGUUGAAAUGCACGGGCCCAAGGGGGAUUUUUUUUUUUUUACCUCCUUGAGAUUUUUUUUUUUUUAUUAUU
This is a messenger RNA of Panthera uncia (snow leopard), 1582 nucleotides long. RefSeq names its product transducer of ERBB2, 1 (gene TOB1). Gene Ontology annotation, cellular component: cytoplasm; nucleus. Gene Ontology annotation, biological process: regulation of gene expression. The transcript is spliced from 2 exons. The record is from RefSeq and is a predicted model, not a curated record. Gene Ontology annotation, molecular function: transcription corepressor activity. Bases 452 to 1489 code for a protein of 345 amino acids. NCBI's taxonomy places the organism in Eukaryota, Metazoa, Chordata, Mammalia, Carnivora, Felidae.